Coffea arabica (coffee) is the source of this 1428-nucleotide messenger RNA. Its product is annotated as 3-oxoacyl-[acyl-carrier-protein] reductase 4. NCBI's taxonomy places the organism in Eukaryota, Viridiplantae, Streptophyta, Magnoliopsida, Gentianales, Rubiaceae. Gene Ontology annotation, biological process: fatty acid biosynthetic process. Gene Ontology annotation, molecular function: NAD binding; 3-oxoacyl-[acyl-carrier-protein] reductase (NADPH) activity. The record is from RefSeq and is a predicted model, not a curated record.
GGUGCUAAAUGUAUUGGCGCACCGAGAAAAGAAAACACCCACCAACACCGAGGAAGCCUUUGUACGUAUCGCCCCUACUGACUCUUCAGUCACUGCUCGCGCCGGGACUCUGUUGUGUCUUCGGAAAUUUCGAAGCAGAACAUUAAAAAUCAAAGCUUUACUUAAAUCUUAUGGCUGCUUCCGCCGCUGGAUCGGCUGUUCUCGCCUUCAAGUCCGCCGCCACCGGCGGAAUUUCUGACCGAAAGUUCGCUCAUUUUAAGCAGCUUUCAUCUCCGCUUCAGCUCCGACAUUCCUUAAGCUCGCAAUGCAGAUCCAUCAGCUCCUUCGUUUCCUCCGGCAUAAAAGCCCAAGUUGCUACUGUUGAACAAUCAGGUGUUGAAGCUGCACAGAAGCUGGAAUCCCCUGUUGUCAUUGUCACUGGAGCCUCUAGAGGAAUUGGCAAAGCAAUUGCAUUGGGGCUGGGAAAAGCUGGGUGUAAGGUUCUGGUUAAUUAUGCAAGGUCAUCAAAGGAGGCAGAGGAUGUUUGCAAAGAGAUUGAGACAUGUGGGGGUCAGGCACUGACUUUUGGUGGGGAUGUUUCGAAGGAAGCAGAUGUAGAAUCUAUGAUCAAGACGGCAGUUGAUGCAUGGGGAACAGUAGAUAUCUUGAUAAACAAUGCAGGUAUUACACGUGAUGGUUUAUUGAUGAGAAUGAAGACUGCUCAGUGGCAGGAGGUUAUUGAUCUAAAUCUCACAGGAGUAUUCCUUUGUACACAGGCUGCAGCUAAGCUAAUGAUGAAGAAGAAAAAGGGAAGGAUAAUUAACAUAGCAUCAGUUGUUGGUCUUGUUGGUAAUAUUGGACAGGCCAAUUACAGUGCUGCAAAAGCUGGGGUAAUUGGCCUGACAAAAUCUGUUGCAAAGGAAUAUGCAAGCAGAAAUAUCAAUGUGAAUGCUGUUGCUCCUGGUUUCAUUGCAUCUGAUAUGACUGCCAAGCUUGGAGGAGACAUUGAGAAAAAAAUUUUGGAGACUAUCCCAUUAGGGAGAUAUGGCCAACCAGAGGAAGUUGCUGGGUUGGUGGAAUUCUUGGCCUUGAGUCCUGCAGCCAGUUAUAUCACAGGACAGGUUUUCACCAUUGAUGGGGGCAUGGUAAUGUAAGAUGCCUUUUAUGACUCCCUCCUGCUGUCUUGGUUACUGGCCAUCUGUAAACCUGUUUCAGAGAUGAAUAUCGCAUGCCAUAACUUAAUCCUUGGACCAAACUGGUUACGUCAUCGUAUGGAGUUUUUGCCCGAGUUAGUUGUAGAAUAACGUAGCUUGGCGUUUCGGAUGUAUUGUUGAUUCACGGGUUCAGUUUGUCAUAUGGGGACAAGUCCCUUUACUAGCUCCUGGAAUUUGUAGCUUAAGCUUGGUGCUGUAUUUUCGGAGUAAAAAAAAACUUGUACUCGUUAUAUCU